AUGGCUAGAGCAAGGAAGGGCGCGCUGAUCCAGUGUGAUCCAUCUAUUAAGGCACUUAUACUACAAAUCGACGCAAAGAUGAGCGAUAUAGUAUUGGAGGAGUUAGAUGACACCCACCUCCUGGUAGAUCCAACGAAAGUGGAAUUUGUUAAGCAUGAGUUAAACAGACUUUUAUCUAAGAAUAUAUACAAUCCCAUGGAUGAAGAAGAAAAUCAAUGA
Messenger RNA from Saccharomyces eubayanus, 219 nucleotides. It is a transcript of the gene TFB5, whose product is annotated as TFIIH complex subunit TFB5. Gene Ontology annotation, biological process: transcription by RNA polymerase II; nucleotide-excision repair, preincision complex assembly; nucleotide-excision repair. The transcript has a single exon. Bases 1 to 219 code for a protein of 72 amino acids. NCBI's taxonomy places the organism in Eukaryota, Fungi, Ascomycota, Saccharomycetes, Saccharomycetales, Saccharomycetaceae. The record is from RefSeq and is a predicted model, not a curated record. Gene Ontology annotation, cellular component: transcription factor TFIIH holo complex; transcription factor TFIIH core complex.